Ceutorhynchus assimilis (cabbage seed weevil) is the source of this 963-nucleotide messenger RNA. NCBI's taxonomy places the organism in Eukaryota, Metazoa, Arthropoda, Insecta, Coleoptera, Curculionidae. The record is from the annotation of a GenBank genome assembly.
CAAAAAUCAACAUGGCUAAUGUUUAUUAUUGAUAAAUAAUGUGAAGAUUGUUAAAAAUCUUUUUAUUCAAUUAAAUUACGCAAGAAAAUAGGUUUUAAGAAGAAAAAUCUAAUCAGUGAACAUACAGCAACAUUUACGUCAACAGUUAAUUAUGACUGAAACGGAGGCAAAUACUGCACCUGCUCUUCCCCAAAAAAGAUUCUACAGACAAAGGGCCCACUCAAACCCAAUAGCCGAUCAUUGCUUCGACUACCCUUUAACUCCAAACGACAUGGAUUGGUCAAAAUAUUACCCAAAAAAAAUCAACCAGGACCAACCUGACAAUCCUAAAGUAGAAUUAUUGGACAUAGGUUGCGGUUAUGGGGGUUUGUUAAUAGCUCUAUCCCCAAUGUUCCCCGAAAGUCUGAUUUUAGGCAUGGAAAUUAGAGUAAAAGUUUCUGAUUACGUUAUGGACAGGAUUGCAGCUUUGAGGUCCCACAAUCUCUCCGAGUAUCAGAACGUGGCUUGUUUAAGAACAAACGCAAUGAAAUACUUGCCAAAUUUUUUCCAUAAGGGACAACUUAAGAAAAUCUUUUUCCUAUAUCCGGAUCCGCACUUUAAAAAAGCCAAACACAAGUGGAGGAUUAUUAAUAGUUGCUUAUUGGCCGAGUAUGCUUAUGUUUUAAUGGAAGGCGGAAUUGUUUAUACGGUAACUGACGUCAAGGAAUUACAUGAAUGGAUGGUGCAACAUUUUACGCAACACCCUUUGUUUGAAAGAAUCGAAGGCGAGGAGUUGAAUAAGGAUCCUGUUGUUGAGAAACUUUUUAGCAGUACGGAAGAAGGACAGAAGGUUACUAGGAAUAAUGGGGAUAAGUUUUUAGCUGUUUUUAGACGAAUUGCUGAUAAUUUUGUUUGUUGAAUAAAGGUUUAUUAAGCAAUCAUAUAGAGUUAUCUUUUACCUUUACAACAUCAAUAUAAUUUGUG